AUGGUGUUGUUUGAAUCCAUCAACAGGCUAGCCGAUCCAAAUACGGGGGCCGGCCUCACAGGUAGCAGACGUAGACGAAUAUUUAUCCCUCCCUCGACUAAACGUCCAUUGUUCAGCUAUGGAGAAGGAGAAGACCAACGAUCGUUUUUGUCAUUGAUUGAAAAUGGGUCGGAGUUUGGAUCAGAGCAAGAUGUGAGUGACACUGCUAGUGUCAGCACUUCACGGUCGUUACCUGAUUCUUUAAGCAGUGCACAAGCCAGUGAAGAUCAAGAACUGUUUCAUUCUUGGUUAAUUGAAGAGCAUCAUCGACGCAUGUCGGCAGCCACUUCCGACGAAGACGAUUUAGAUCACGAUCAUAUAUUUGGAGAGAACAUCUAUGGAUCUGGAAGGAGGCGAACGAGUUUAAAAUCAUCGACGAGCUACGAUUUGGAUAAUUUUAUGAAUUUGAAAACCAAUUAUGUCAUUGAAAUGAAAGUCUUGCUUCGUCAUGCUGCACCUUUGAUUGUCACUUUUAUCCUUGAGCAUCUUUUUUCCAUUGUUUGUUUAAUAGUUGUGGGGAAAUUGGGGACUAAGGAGUUGGCAGCCGUCAGUUUGGCCACUAUGACGUCAACCAUAACAUUUGGGAUCUUUGAGGGGACAGCAACUGCGUUAGACACAUUGUGUUCUCAAGCGUAUGGAGCAGGAAAUUACGAAUUAAUGAGUAUUUACGUCCAGCGAUGUGUUUUGUUUUCAUGGGUGCUAUUUGUUCCCUGUGGCCUUUUGUGGUGGUUCAGUGCAUCCAUUUUACAAUUUAUUAUUGAUGAUGACAUUGUUGUACAAUUAACAUCUCAGUUUUUGAGAAUUUUAAUUGUGGGUGCUCCGGGGUAUAUUGUGUUUGAAAACGGGAAAAGGUUUUUGCAAGCACAAGGUAUAUUUGAAGCAGGGACGGGGGUUUUGUUCAUCAGUGCACCAAUAAAUAUAUGUUUAUCUUGGUUCUUGGUUUGGAACAAAACUUAUGGGUUGGGAUACAUUGGUGCACCUAUUGCGACUGCUCUCAAUUUUUGGUUCAUGUCGUUUUUGCUUGUAUUGUACGUAAGGUACAUUGACGGAAAGAAAUGUUGGUAUGGACUCGCCAAAGUGUCAGAGUUAUUGACUGACUGGAGCCAAUUUGCUCAUUUAGCUCUUCCCGGAGUCAUUAUGAUUGAGUCGGAAUAUUUGGCGUACGAAAUAAUGACCCUCUUUGCAUCAUAUUUCGGCACUAAACCACUUGCUGCGCAAAGUGCGGUGUCAAGUAUAGCAUCGUUAUCGUAUAUGAUUCCAUUUGCUGUUAGUAUUGCAGCAUCAACACGUAUAGCCCAUUUCAUUGGUGGUCAGAAUAUGGAUGGGGCAAUUAUUGCCACUAGAGUCGCCAUGCUUGGUGGCUUCGUCGUGGCCAGCGUCAAUUGUUUGAUAUUUCUCACAUUUAAAAAGCAAUUAGCACUCAUAUUCACUAACGAUGCAGAUGUCAUUGGAUUGAUAGAGAAUUUACUUGAUCCUUUGGUUGCCGUUUUGCAGGUGUUUGAUGGAGUGGCCUGUGUCGACAGUGGAAUCUUAAGAGCACAAGGGCUACAAAAAAUUGGAGGUGUGAUAAACUUGAUUGCAUAUUAUGCGUUUGCAUUACCAUUGGCUUUAAUUUUGAGUAAAAAUUUAGGCUAUGGCCUUGUUGGAUUGUGGAUUGGAAUCGGUAGUGGUAUGGUUGUUAUUUCACUAAGCGAAACAUUUUUCAUUUUGUUUAGUGAUUGGGAUCAGAUAUUGAUGCAGGCUGGGCUACUCAACGAUUCAGACGAGGAAGGGGAUGACGAGUCUGUGUGA
Lodderomyces margitis is the source of this 1830-nucleotide messenger RNA. RefSeq lists its product as uncharacterized. Gene Ontology annotation, biological process: xenobiotic detoxification by transmembrane export across the plasma membrane. NCBI's taxonomy places the organism in Eukaryota, Fungi, Ascomycota, Pichiomycetes, Serinales, Debaryomycetaceae. The transcript has a single exon. The record is from RefSeq and is a predicted model, not a curated record. Gene Ontology annotation, molecular function: antiporter activity; xenobiotic transmembrane transporter activity. The coding region runs from base 1 to 1830 and encodes 609 amino acids. Gene Ontology annotation, cellular component: membrane.